Momordica charantia (bitter melon) is the source of this 1548-nucleotide messenger RNA. Its product is annotated as transcription factor VIP1. Gene Ontology annotation, molecular function: DNA-binding transcription factor activity. The record is from RefSeq and is a predicted model, not a curated record. Gene Ontology annotation, biological process: regulation of DNA-templated transcription. Gene Ontology annotation, cellular component: nucleus. Lineage: Eukaryota; Viridiplantae; Streptophyta; Magnoliopsida; Cucurbitales; Cucurbitaceae.
UUUCUCUUAAUUUCUCUAGAUUAUAAAAUUGAAGUGUAGAAGUAAAAUGAAGAAAGAGAUCAGAUUUCGCUGUUGAUAAACUGUUGAUCGUUGCAACUCCCACCGCCACCACCGCCGCGGCUAUCACAAAUUCACAGCAAACGUAGAAACCAGAUGCUGAUGGAGAUACCCAAAUUCUCGGCGAGGAAGCCACCGCAAGCGGCGGCGAUGGAUAUCGACCAGAUGCCGGAAAAUCCCCACCGCGGUUCCCACCACCGCCGCUCCCACUCCGACAGUUCCUUCCGCUUCCCAAACCUCGACGACCUUCUCUUCUUCGACCCCUCGGAGCUUGACCUUUCGAUUCUCUCCUCCCCUUCUCCUCCCCGAGCCGGCGGCGCUCCCAUGGCCGUCGAUUCCUCCAAUCCCAAGGCCUCCGAUGACGCCGUUCGCCCCAAGCCGGAGCCGGUUGUCUCCGGACCCUUUGGCGGUCACUUGCGGAGCUUGUCCAUGGACUCCGAUUUCUUCAAGAAUCUGGACCUCGGCGGCGAUUGCGGGGAGAUCGAUUCCUUGGGGAGGAAAACUCCGGUGAGUGAACAGCGGCCAGUUCGUCAUCGACAUAGCCUUUCCAUGGAUGGGUCUUCGUCGUCGUUUGAAGCCGAUUCAACCCUAAUUGACGGAGUGAAGAAGGCGAUGGACCCGGAGAGACUUGCAGAGCUAGCCCUAAUUGACCCCAAAAGAGCUAAAAGGAUUCUUGCGAAUAGACAAUCGGCGGCUCGUUCUAAAGAGAGGAAGAUACGGUACACGAACGAGCUGGAGAGGAAGGUUCAGACUCUGCAGUCUGAAGCAACCACUCUGUCGGCGCAGGUGACGAUUCUACAGAGAGAUACAACUGGAUUAACCGUCGAAAAUAAGGAACUAAAACUUCGUUUACAGGCUAUGGAGCAGCAAGCACAGCUUCGGGACGCUCUGAGCGAAGCUCUGAAGGAAGAAGUUCAACGGCUUAGAAUAGCAGCAGGACAGGUCCCAUCGAUAAAUGGAAAUCCGUUCAAUCGACCUCCUCAGUAUUCAUCAUCCCGACCUCCUUUACACCAUUUUAGUAGUGCCCAUGCACAGCAGGGACAACAGCAGCCACAGCCCAUCUUGGCCACAAACCAGCAGCAAUCAGAUCCCAAAUGGACGUCCUCGUCCCAGCUUCUCGGUCGUAAUCCCGAUGGCCAACCAAAACCUUAGAAGAUGUAUGUACACAUAAUAUUAUCUAUCAAAAGAGGAUAAUGAUUUCACAAUCAUUUUCUUGUACAUUAUUCAUAUAUAUCUUAUAUAUGCAUGAGAAGCCUUGUUCGUCAUCUGUCGCCGUUACGAAUGUUGCUGUUGUAUCAUUAGAAUCGCUUGGAGGUAUAAUUGGAUGAUCACUGUAAUUGUCCUUGAAUAGAUGAUCGUAGCAUCUUCAUAUGAUUGUACACAGCUAGAUCUGUGCCCCUUUCUUCUUGGCAGUGUAUUUGAAUGUAAUAUUGAUGUUCCUGCUGUUGCUUGUUUUCUGUGUGAAGAAUGGAAUUCUUUUUAUUUUGUUUA